AUGGCCGGGGCGGGGUCGGGGCCGCAAGUGGGCGGGGCCGCAGGUGGCAUCGGGGCCGAAGGUAAGGCGGCAGAGCCGCGGGGAGGGGCGGCACGUGACGCCGCAAAGGACGGUGACGGGCCGGGACAGGCGGCGCACGGGCGGCGAAGAGCCGGGACAGGCGGCGUGGGGCCGGGGCGGGUACCGCACGGGCGGCGACGGGCCGGGGCAGCUGCGCGGGGCCGGGACGAGCGGCGCACGGGCGGCUACGAGCCGGGACGGGCGGCGACGGGCCGGGACGGACAGCGCACGGGCGGCGACGGGCCGGGACGGGCGGCGACGGGCCGGUACGGGCGGCAACGGGGCCGCAGCGGACGGCGGCGCGUCGUACGGGCGGCACGCGACGCCGCGAAGGGCGGCGACGGGCUGGUAUGGGCGGCGACGGGCCGGGACAGGCGGCGCACGGGCGGCGACGAGCCGGGACGGGCGGCGACGGGCCGGGACGGCUAA
Messenger RNA from Closterium sp. NIES-65, 489 nucleotides. Lineage: Eukaryota; Viridiplantae; Streptophyta; Zygnematophyceae; Desmidiales; Closteriaceae. The record is from the annotation of a GenBank genome assembly.